CGUCGGGGCUGCGACGCACAACUUCCGGUUGAAAAGAUGGCGGCUUCCUAGAGAGUCGGCGGCUGAUUUGGAGGGAGGUUCAGGCUACGGGGAGGAUUCUGGCUUCCCCUGUCUGUGUCCCAUCCAGCCACACAGGAGCCAUGGAAGUGGCAGAGCCCAGUAGCCCCACUGAAGAGGAGGAGGAAGAAGAGGAGCACUCGACAGAGCCUCGGCCCCGAACUCGCUCCAAUCCCGAGGGGGCUGAGGACCGGGCAGUGGCGGCCCAGGCCAGUGUGGGCAGCCGCAGCGAGGGUGAGGGUGAGGCUGCCAGUGCUGAUGAUGGGAGUCCCAGCACUUCAGGAGCCGGGCCUAAGUCCUGGCAGGUGCCCCCACCGGCCCCUGAGGUCCAGAUUCGGACACCAAGGGUCAACUGUCCAGAGAAGGUGAUUAUCUGCCUGGACCUGUCAGAGGAAAUGUCACUGCCAAAGCUGGAAUCAUUCAACGGCUCCAAAACCAACGCCCUCAACGUCUCCCAGAAGAUGAUAGAGAUGUUCGUGCGGACAAAACACAAGAUCGACAAAAGCCACGAGUUUGCGCUGGUGGUGGUGAACGACGACACGGCCUGGCUGUCUGGCCUGACCUCCGACCCCCGAGAGCUCUGCAGCUGCCUCUAUGAUCUGGAGACGGCCUCCUGUUCCACCUUCAAUCUGGAAGGACUUUUCAGCCUCAUCCAGCAGAAAACUGAGCUUCCGGUCACAGAGAACGUGCAGACGAUUCCCCCGCCGUACGUGGUCCGCACGAUCCUUGUCUACAGCCGUCCACCCUGCCAGCCCCAGUUCUCCUUGACGGAGCCCAUGAAGAAAAUGUUCCAGUGCCCAUAUUUCUUCUUUGACAUUGUUUACAUCCACAAUGGUGCCGAGGAGAAGGAGGAGGAGCUGAGCUGGAAGGACAUGUUUGCCUUUAUGGGCAGCCUGGAUACCAAGGGGACCAGCUACAAGUAUGAGGUGGCGCUGGCUGGGCCUGCCCUGGAGUUGCACAACUGCAUGGCGAAACUGUUGGCUCACCCCCUGCAGCGGCCCUGCCAGAGCCAUGCUUCCUACAGCCUCCUGGAGGAGGAGGACGAGGCCACUGAGGUCGAGGCCACUGUCUGAACCUCCCCUGUACCUCUGCACCUUCUUGUGCAAGGAAGCCCUUGGCCUGAACCCUUGGUUCUCCACUUGGGUUCCUUGAGACCUCUGGGGGGUUCCAGGAGGCACCUAGGAUGCCUUGCAGGGUCCUGGGAGGGAAACCCAGGAUUCCAGGAGGGAUCCCAGGAACUCUGGACACCUGUCUUCCGUGUUUCCCUGCCCAUUCCCACUCCUAGUUUGCCAUGGUUAAUUUUCGUCCUUUCCUGUGUGAUUUUUGUCAUCAAAAUAAAAACUUGAGAGUCAUUAAC
Molecule: messenger RNA, 1414 nt
Organism: Saimiri boliviensis boliviensis (Bolivian squirrel monkey)
Lineage: Eukaryota; Metazoa; Chordata; Mammalia; Primates; Cebidae
Gene: BABAM1
Product: BRISC and BRCA1 A complex member 1
Biological process (GO): double-strand break repair; positive regulation of DNA repair; mitotic G2 DNA damage checkpoint signaling
Cellular component (GO): nuclear body; BRISC complex; BRCA1-A complex
Source: RefSeq, a predicted model, not a curated record